AUGGUGAACAAUGACGAUAAAAUUAAAGACAGUGAUAACAAUGUUAAUGAAGUUUUGUUAAGCAAGUAUUAUGAGUUGUUUCAUGAUGAAUCUUUGAUCAGUAACUUGAUACAAAUUUUGGAGUCUUUGCAAAUUUCUAAUGUGCCACUAAAGCAGUUUGUAGCAACAUUGAACAGACAGUUGAUACAAGAUUUAAUUCAUAAAAGGACUGAAGUUUAUGAAAAAGCAAUCAUUCAAGAUAAAGAAAUAGUUCUUUCUCAUACUGAACAGUCAGUUUUAUUUUACAUAUCUGGUUUCAUGAUUAAAAAAAUUGUAACAAACAAACAGCUUGAGAAAAAUUUAGAUGAUAAAAUGAUUGCAAAGCUAGUAAAAAACGAUAAAGAUUCAGAAAAAACAACAUUUGUGAACAAAUUCUCUGAAUGGACAGAACAAGUAAAUCGAGGUGGGCUUAAGGUACCCAGUGAUAACUUUUUUCUCUUCAUACGCUCGUGUGAACUCAUUGUCAGGAAAAACAUUGACGAAGAGCAUGUUACGUCUCACAUAUAUACUACAAUUAAAGAAAUCAUCUUGGAAGACCAUAUGGUGAAACAUUAUAGUGAACAGCUGUUCCAAGGAAAUCAGGCUCCUUUUUUAAUUGAGUUUUGUGUUGACUUGUUCCUAAAAGUGCGUGGACAUGCAGCUGCCAAAGUGUUAAAAGAGAAACUGCAAAAAUCAGAUGAGUCCUCAAAGACAAAUCAAACAUUAAUUAAGAUAGUCAUGAAUAAGUGA
Messenger RNA from Ruditapes philippinarum (Manila clam), 768 nucleotides. RefSeq lists its product as uncharacterized. Lineage: Eukaryota; Metazoa; Mollusca; Bivalvia; Venerida; Veneridae. The transcript has 2 exons. The record is from RefSeq and is a predicted model, not a curated record. The coding region runs from base 1 to 768 and encodes 255 amino acids.